CUUUCAGAGUUGAUAGCAAAGUCCAUUUGUUUAAUCAUUAUCAGAGCUUGUAUUCUUGUUUUCUUCGCUCUAUGUUCAUUGCUUUCUUUUCUUUGCUUCAAAACUUUAUCUUCUCAUGCGGCACUUGUUUUGAUUUGGUGGAUAGUCGGUCGUGCUUUGAAAGUACCACAGCGCCCUCAUUCUCCAUUCGACGACACCAUAGGUGGCAGUGCAUCUGCUCCUGCGAGUAUUGUUGACAGCUUCCUGGGCGGUGACAAUACACAAAGCUUAGCACCAACCAACCCGUUUACGAGCACUGUGAGGCCAGGCCAGGGAUCGCCAUUACAUGGUUAUGAACGGCGAAGUUGGACGCCAAGCAUUCUGGAACCUGAAGGUGCCUCCGACUCGGGAGGAAAUGCUGUCGCUGAUUUAGAAGCUUUCUUCAGCUCGCCCUCUGUUUCCCCUAGUGGAACUCCAACUCACACAAUGAGAUCUGGCAUGCUGCCACCGACUAAUUCUCAAAUACAUUCAACUAAUAGCUUCAUGGAUCCAGGCUUUGCAGCAUACAAUACUAUGCCCCCUCAACCAGGUAAUGAUGCAACUAACUACAAAGCGACUACUAUAAGUCUAGCUAUCUUAACAUUUGCUUCAGAUUCAUUUUGCUUUGUUUAAUUCCAUUGAGCUAACAUUAGAGAUCAUACCAAAGACAUGCCUUAGGGCUGUUUUCCACUAGACGAAUUGAAAGCGUCAGUUUGCUUCCUGAGCUCUGGUUGGUUGCACAUCUUUUCGCUUCACAUAAAGUAGAAGUGGUUCGAAAUGCUGAUUUCGCUGAAGCAAAAAACUCUGAUAGAAAUGUGAAUGCGCAUGAACCAACUCUAUUGAUUUGCGCAACUAAAUUUGCCUAGUGGAAAACAGGAUUUAUUGUUUUACCAUGAACUGCUGCAUAGAUUCAUGUAGAUUUAGACUGUUGAUCAGACAAGACUGGAGCUUGACAUGAAAUACCUUGCUGGUAAAAAAAAUUAGUUUUGUAGCAUCUUCCCUUCCUAGUGUACUGGUACCUCAUUCUUGUGCAUUAUAUAAUCCCUCUCAGCAAUUUAAAUGUAAAUCAUGCAACAAAAAGGAUAACAAUAAAACCC
Molecule: messenger RNA, 1115 nt
Organism: Anneissia japonica
Lineage: Eukaryota; Metazoa; Echinodermata; Crinoidea; Comatulida; Comatulidae
Exons: 3
Source: RefSeq, a predicted model, not a curated record